Soboliphyme baturini is the source of this 243-nucleotide messenger RNA. The record is from the annotation of a GenBank genome assembly. NCBI's taxonomy places the organism in Eukaryota, Metazoa, Nematoda, Enoplea, Dioctophymatida, Soboliphymatidae.
AUGUCAUGUCAGAAGCUUGGUUCCAACGACGGUGUCACUCAUACCGGACAGACAGACAGCACGGUCUUAUUGCAGCUGUUUGCUGCUGCCUGCCAACUGCCGCAGGGCACUGGGCGGAACCUGAACCCGAAUCCAAACUCAGAGACUGUUAGAAAGUUGGCGAAGGUUCACGUCGAUCUUCAAGGUCAUAUUCCGGGUAACCGGUUGCUGAAUAAGCGAAACACGUCUUGUACACGUACAUAG